AUGGCGACAAUGACGGCUAUGCUUCCCAAUGAAAUCAGCUCAUACGUUCGCGCGUGUGACGACGGCGUCGAAGUCGACCUUGAUCCGGUUGCCGAUGGAGAUGUAUACGCUGAGGACUCUCAGCUGGAUGCUUCUGAUCCUCGGUGUCGAGGCGACGAAUAUGGUCUCGAUUAUGGGGAUACGACUACGCGCGGAUACGAGGGAGGCUAUCAAGAAGGGUCGCCGCUAGAGGCGAAUUCAAUCUCAGCACCGGAGCAGACGCUACCUGAUGAAAAUAUCCCUCCCACGGUGAACACGUUCGUGCCGGAGAACGGAACGGAUGCUUAUCCGAGUCAAACCACGCCUAGUCUCACCGAUGCAGACAUUCAGUACUGCCCGGACACAAACCAACCUAUAUAUUUCGACCGCGCAGCCAAUCAAUGGUUCUACGUAGAUCCAGCUUUCCAAGUCGAUGGAACCUCUUAUGGUCAAGCUGAGGAUCCGUCUGCCGCCGAGGCUCAUGAUCAGUACAACACUCAAGUCGAGCGCACCGAAGCGAUCCCGGAUGAUGGAUCUGAAGUUCUUUGCGCCCCUGAUGGCCACACUCCGGAAACCGGAACAGACGAUGUUCCCGUGGAGACAGGAGCAGAACAGCAAUACUACGACGGGCCAGGCGAUUCGAUCUCUAACGUCAACCAGACAGAAGAUCAGGUCUGCCAGUAUCCCGCUGAGCAAGCUCAUGUGACUGAAGAGCAGAUCUAUGUCACCGACCAGGAAUCUCACGAGGUCUCUUCAAGACUAAUUUCUCCUGGAACAGAUACUUUAUCAAAUGCUGGCAGCGCGUGUCUGCAGGUUGUUGGAUGUGCGAACGGAGAGCCCGCCUCGGUGGAGGCGUACGAAGGGCAGGAAAUUCCGUAUGCUGCGUCAGACGCAGAAUAUUCUGCUGAACAAGAAUUUGCCCAAAGUUCUGAGCCGAUCGACGAGUCGGUCGCUCCGGUUGACGGAUACAGCGAAGUAGAACAUCAGUCGGAUCUUGACCAAGUGUUUUUCGGCACUCGGGCUCCGGAGUCAUUGGCUCAUCGGAGUUGCUCUCAAAUUCAUCCCGAAGCGACUUCCGGCUGUACAGAUCAGACGAGUACGAGUUUUGCGACUGGCGAGACAAACCAUCUCGGAGAGGCGCAUCCGGAAGAAGCUGCGCCCGACUACGAGGUCCAGGAUGUCGUUUCGGAUCCGGCCACGUACCCGGACAUGACGCAACAGUAUCAGGAAGAAUACGCUAUCGAGCAGGAGCAGUACCACAAUGGCGGCUACCCGGUCGUUGCCGCAGCGUCUGAAGAGUACGCUCAAGAGUACUACGACUCGGAGGGUCAUGUAGCGCAGAGUGUCGUCGCCGAAGAAGGUGGACAAGCGCUCGAUCCGACCGCCUAUGAGGCUGAACUUCAAGAGGGCCUCGCUCCAGAACAAUUCCCCAUCGAAGGCCAUCAACUGGACCCUGGAGCCGAAUUAGCGGCACAGGGAUACGUUGACGGUACGUACACCAAUCUCGAGCAAGCGUACGCUGAGCAGUACGACGGGGGACAGAAUACCGUAGCCGGACAGCAGACUUACGACACGGGGGCGGAGUACUACUCUUAUGAGCAGGGAGUCGGGGAAAACGUCGUUGCCGGGGAGGCGUCCGCUGCUGCCACAGAUGAGGCUUAUUAUUCGAACGGAACAUUCGAGGAACAAGACGCUUCAGGAGUCCACUACGAGGAGGUUCCGACCGUACCGUCUACAGACGCUGUAUAUUACGCUGAAUCAGCUCAGGGAACCUACGAUGCGGACGGCGUUCAAGCAUCUGAUUCAACCCACAAUAAGGCUGGUGAUGCUCUGGCGAUCCCUGAUGGGGACGCGGAGCCUCCUGCGGAAGCCGCACUGUAUGAGUCUGACAACGCAUAUGUCGAUGGGACAGAAGCUCCAUUUUCUGAUCAAGGCUACGUCAGUGAGCAGACGAUCGGAAGCACGGAAUGUGAUUACGGAUCGCAAGCUCUCGAUGUCGUCCAGGACUCUCAGCACCAAGCGGAGUUCAUUGCUGAGUACUCACAGACGGAUGAACGGCCGCUCGAUGGAUUAACGGAUGGUGAGCAGUAUUCGGAGGUCGUGACUGAGCCCAAUGCGGAGACGUUGGGUCAAUACCCCCAAGAGUACGUGCACGAAGCCCCCCAGGAGUACGUGUACGAGUCCCUCCGAGAAUAUGUGCCUGGAUCCCCCCAAGAGUACGCGCAAGAGGCCCCCCAAGAGUACAUGCAAGAAGCCCCCCAAGAGUACGUGCAAGAAGCCUCCCAAGAGUACGCGUACGAAGCCGCCGCAGAGUACGCGAGCGAAGCCUCCCAAGAGUACGCGUACGAAGCCCCCCAAGAGUACGCGUACGAAGCCCCCCAAGAGUACGCGUACGGAGCCGCCGCAGAGUACGUGCAGGAGGCCCCCCGAAAGUACGCGUACGAAGUUCCCGCAGAGAAGGCGUAUGAAGCCCCGCAAGAGUACGUGCACGAAACCCCCCAAGAGUACGUUCACGAAGCCACUCAGGAGUACGUUCACGAAGCCACCCAAGAGUACGUUCAUGGAGCCACCCAAGAGUACGUUCAUGGAGCCCCUCAAGAGUACGUUCACGAAGCCCUCCAAGGAGACGUCGGACAUCAUCCUGGAGAGUACGCGCAAGAACAAGUUCAGGAGUAUGCAGGAAGAGACUCUCAGCAUAUCCCUGAAGGGUCCACGCAGGAAAACGUAGCACACCAUGCUGAAGACCAGACAGCUAGUGCUCUAAACGGUAGCGCGUAUGCACUAGAAUAUGAUGAGCUCGAGAAUAAGCCCAUCCUCGACUCUGUCGAAGAAAAUCUUACGACGUCAAUCAAAAGAGCCGCCAAUAUCGUCAAGGGAAAGCCAUUCACGCUCGAAAUGGAUAGCACCGAAAAGUUCAAGAGCUUCCGUCUAGAAUACGAAAGGACCCCGGCUUUCGAAUCAUUCGGCUACUGUCUCAAAUUUCUCGGUAUCAGGAGAGGAUUCGUUUGUUCGAUUCGACCCGACGGCGUUGUAAGCGUGCAGCUGAAAGGGAAGCAGCACGAUGAGUGGUUCAAUACCGAAUUCGAAUAUGACUCGUCGAAGCCGGCUGGAAAGAUUGAAAUCGGUCAUAUGUACAUCAUCGAGCACUUGUACAACGGAUGCAUCUAUCUGGAACGUUGUCGGGUGAAGCAUGUUCGCGGAACAGAGGCUCUAAUUUAUCUUCUGGACAACGGAUGUGAACGGCUCAUCUCCAUAAACAAACUGUACGAUAUCCUUAACCUGCAGGAUGUCGAGCGUCUGCCACCGCAGGUUGUUGAGAUCCACGUGGUCGGACUCACUAACGAGGGAUACUCUGAAGAAGACCUCGAGCGACUCGAAAGGGAUUGGAAUGCCUACGAGGAAGUCUACAUUAUCCCCGUCGAUGCUCCGAAAGACGGACUCAUGCACUCAGCCCCCAUACCCGGAGACAGCGACAACGCAAACUCCUCGAAGACGGACGACGUUUCGGACGAACUCCUCGAGAGGAGCUAUGAGAGACGGAAGCGGAGCGGAAGUACUCCGAAACAGAAGCUCCUCCGAGGCUGGUGCAAAGACAUAACGACCAGCAGGGGAAACGAGUGUCAGGACUUCGACGACGAUCUUGAGAGCUCGUAUGACGAUCUCAACGGGUCUGUAACUCCCUCCGAGAAUCUCGACAUCAUCUAUAGCCAGCACGGCUUUAAACGCAUAAAAUUGGUGAACUACGAAGCCGACGGUCACCUGAUCGUCCAGGUUCUGGAGUAUUCCUUCAAACUCUUCGAAAUGGCUCGUUUCCAGUACGACGAGGCCAGACCUGCGCAAGGCCUCCGGCCCCACCGCUAUUACUUUGCGAAGGUCCCGCUAAGCGACGGGGGACAUUACGGGAACAGAGCUUUGUAUCAAGCCGAAUCGGAAUUCGAGAGCCACGUCACGAUGUGGUUCCCAGAUACGUGGAUGAAGGUGCCGGUUCCGAGAGCCAAUAUUUACGAAAUCGAGAACUACGACGACGCUGCCAAGCUUCCCCAUCAGGCUGUGAAGGUGUCCGUGGCCGGCGUCACGAAUAUGGGCUAUUCGGAAGAACAACUUCAAGAAUCCCUCGGAGGUUGGGUCACAUCGGACGACAGCUUCUUCAUGAUUCGAGCUAAGCCCUCGAGAAAGGAUAAACACGUAGAACGUUCCACCGGAGUUCCGAGAGUUCUGAUUAUGGAUGGCCAAGGGCGUGUCCUGGGUGUUUGGAAGAGGUCGCACUCAGAGAAAAGGGAGGCAGGCUCCCCUGCUUCACCGACACGACCCGCUGCAACGCGGGAAGUUCGAGUCGCUUCGGAGGGGUAA
Galendromus occidentalis (western predatory mite) is the source of this 4368-nucleotide messenger RNA. RefSeq lists its product as uncharacterized. The transcript is spliced from 7 exons. The coding region runs from base 1 to 4368 and encodes 1455 amino acids. Lineage: Eukaryota; Metazoa; Arthropoda; Arachnida; Mesostigmata; Phytoseiidae. The record is from RefSeq and is a predicted model, not a curated record.